Messenger RNA from Hydatigera taeniaeformis, 1641 nucleotides. The record is from the annotation of a GenBank genome assembly. NCBI's taxonomy places the organism in Eukaryota, Metazoa, Platyhelminthes, Cestoda, Cyclophyllidea, Taeniidae.
AUGACAUGGGAAUGUGUACUUCAAAACAUGGGCGUACAGAUGGAUGUCUGCCACGUGAUAAAUGCAGAGGCAGCUCGCAGCAGAGCUGAAGAGGAGAUGGAAUCUCUCAAAAUCCGUUUCUCGGAAGCUUUACGAGAUCAUGAAUCACAGCAAAGGGCAGCCCUCCAUAACACUCUUCAUCAAUCAGACACACGUUUGGAGGUCAUCAGAGCCAACCUCCUAAUGGCCGAGAAAAAGGGAGCUGAAGCGAGUGCUAGGGCCUCUCAUGCGGAAGCAGAGCUGAUUGAGCUUACGAAGCGAUUUCGGGCUAUGGAGGCAGAGAAUAAAAGUCUUCGGGAGGAGAAAACUCGACUCACAGAGGAACUGAAAAAAUCCCUUGCAAAAGCGGACAUUCAAUCAGAAAAUGUGUUAAAAAAGUUGACACAUUUCCAAGAACAAUCCAACCUGGAUGAAGAAGCGAUGAGAGACUCAAUCAGCUUGCUCAGAUCUCAGCUACGUGAAGCAUUAGAAAGAGCGGAAAGGUCACAGACUGAACUGAUGUUAGCUAAUGAGGCCCAAGUUCGUCUGUUAUCACAAAGUAACGCACUGGAGCAGAGGUUGCACCAAAUAGAAGGUGACUUUGCCACUGCAAAUCAAUGCCACGAAGCAGAGAUAAAGGAAGUCAAGGAGAUAGCGGAGUCACAGGAAACCCAACUCAGGUCAGCACUAGAACAGCUGACUCGCAUGUACGAGGCAAGGAUGAGGCAUGCUGAAGACCUUUUCAAUCAACAGCAUCGACUGCUCAAAAAACUUCGCGAGGAAUGCCGAUUCAAUGUAGAAGCGUUUGACUUGAUGGUAUCGCAGAUGGGUACGAAGCACCAGAUUUUAAUAAAUGAAUCUCAAACGGCUAAAGAAAUCGCAGUAUUGAGUGAAGAAGAACGCAGCCGUCUUUACAAUGAGACAGUGGAGCAUCUUACACAAGCUGAAAGUCUAUCUAGACAAGUUUCACAACUAGAACAGGCGUUGUCAACUAAAAAUGUCGAGACUAGAAGCUCUGAUAUGGGAUUCUUCUAUUUCUUCAAUUGCAUGGCCCUCGCUGGUGGACCGCAUAUCAUUGCCUACAAAGCUGCCGGAUUGAAAGAGCACGAUGCAUUUUGGCGAUGUGUUCAGGUCAUAAUAAUGUACGGUUGUUUUCAACUAGCUCGUAUGUUCCUGGCGACGCUGGUAUAUAUCAACUUCGACAUGCUUUCGGCUGCUGGACUAUUUAACUACGAACUGCUGGGAGUUUUGAUUAAUUUACUGGCAGUACGCUUCACGUAUGCUCGAAUGUUCGGUCGCAGCGAAAUCGCUGUUUUCCUCGGGUGCAUUGGUUGGUCCUACGGCGACUUGGUUUUCACAAAAUUCAUUGAACAACAGGUUGAGAGCCUCUUUUACGCAACUGCGGUAAAGUCGGUUUUUGCGCUGUUGGUGGGUUUUGUUGGUCUCCUACUGAAGAUUACAUGGGUCGCCGAAGCUCCAAAUGAGUCAAAGAAGCAGUCGGAUGAGGGUUUAUCCCUGUUCAGGCACAUCAAUCACUUUGGCGCCCUUUGUCAGCGUACAAUUCGCAACGCGAUGCUGAAUUCAGGCGCUCGCCACACCACGUCGAGUCGCAGGAGCGGCUAG